AUGACAGACACUGCGCCGAAGCCAUCGCUAGCCUCGAAGGAGGAAAGUGAAGAGACACCAAGUGAGUCAGUCGCCCUUAGCUUGAAUACCAAGCCAGAGGAACCGGAGCCAAGAGUUGAGGUGAGCCCUGAGACCUUCCGCGAGGUGGCAUACGCAGUCCUGGUGGACGAGUUGAAGAAAUGGGGCUCUCCGGCCCAAUAUCUUCAAAAGACUUACCCGACUCCGGAGUCGCAGCUUGAAUUCAAAGAGCUGUUGCUGGAACACUUUCCCAAGAGCCCGGGAAUUGAUUACCACAGCAGCUCCGAGCUACCAAGCAACAUGACCGAUCUUAUGGCGCUUCAUUUGUCAGAUUUGGGAUUCUUUGCCCGCUCCAGCACCAAACCUGCGCCGUUCCUCCACACCAGCAUCAGUCUUCUGGAUGAGUACUUGACCAAUUCAUUCUUGACUGAGCAGGACCCGGUUCUCCUUGCCCAAGGUCCUAGCACCAGCCCCACACCCGACCCGUUCUGGUCCAUAUACGUGAAGGGUGCCGCUCGAAGUUGCACUGCGCUGUUCCUGGCCGCGCAGUGCAUCAAGCGUGGGUGGAAGUUGGCCGUGCUGCGGCAAACCUGCAGCAGUCGCUGCUGGUGGUUCACGCACGGCGCUGUAGCUUUGGAGAACGCGCGGCUCUCAUCCCGGGGCGCCAUCAGGAAGAGCCACUGUGUGCUGACAUGGCUGGGCAAGCUGUCGCUGCUACGGGAGCAAGGCCUUUCAGCUGAGAACACUCUGAAAGUUUGGAAUCAGAGCUGCACCAAGGAGUCUGCCUUGACAGGCAGCCGAAGAGUUGCGUUGCUGCAGCUGCUGGGCAUGCCCAAGGCAGCUGCGGACCUUCUCUUGGAACAUGUGUCACUGUUUGGUGACCGGACAGCAUUCAUGGAAGAUGCAUUUGCCAGCAAACGCUUGGGAGUGGGGGCCAUGCCCCGGUCAGGAUCCAAAGCCUGGAACAUGCGGCUCCAGGUGACCGAGGCCGGGCAAAUGCUUUUCCUCCGGUACAUUCACAGCCAGCACCUCAAACGGCUUCCGGGAACCCGGGCGAAGAGAAGCAAAGAUGAUCUCGAGGAGGCCAUCUCGAUGGCGCAGCUUCUGGUCUCGCUGACGGACGACCUGACAGCGCAGAUGCCCAUCGCAUCGGUUGAUGCCCAGGUCUUCGAGCGGUUUGUCGAAGGUGACACGAACCUGGACUUGGAGCUUCAGUCCGCAUUGUCGGAGAAGCGGGCAGAUUUUGAUCAUGGAGACAUCACAAUCUUCCGUGAGCUGGUCAAUGAGCACGCCACCAGCACUGACCGAAAGAGACAGGCCCUGGGCAUGCCGACCAGCAGCAUUGCAGCCGCCCAGCUGGAGCGCCAGGAGUUUGACAUUGCCAUGUCCACUCUGAAGCGGGACUGCGAUGCUUACAGGAUUUGGCUCACACAGAGCCGUGACCGGGAGGCAGCGGCGUAUUUCGCAGAGCUCCAGCACCAGAAGCAGCGCAAGCAGAAGGCCAAAGACAUUGCGAAGGAGAUGGGUCAGCCAUCCUCGGCUUUGUGGACCAUGCAGCUGACAAAGCUGGGCAAGCCCGCGGCUUGCUACCAGGAGAUUGAGGGCGCGAUCAAGAACAUCAUGAAGCGCGAGCAGUUCACGUCGAAGGAUCAGGUGCUCAGCCUGGUGGUCCUCAACUGGGCGGCGCCCAGCACAUUCAGCUCGGAGCAGCAGGCCUGCCAGGCAUCUUUGGCAGGCGCCCUGGUGAACGACGGCAGCGGCAUCGGCGCAGUGCUGACGCCGGUGUACUUCCACAAGAAGGGCGCGCUCUUCAAGGUGGAAGAGGCGGCCAACAAGCAGCUUGCGGGGGCGAACCUGAACCAGGACCACCGGUUCGCGCUCCCGUUUCAGGGCAGGAACGACGAGCGCGAGAAGCGCACUUUGGUGCAGCCUGGCCGGUUUCUGGUUCCCAUGGAGGAGGAGAGCUACCAGAAGGUGAUGGACAUCUGGCGGACGGCACCCCUGUUGCGGAAGCCCUUGGCGGAGGAGUCGGUCUUGCUGGCCACCCGGGACAUGGUGACCAUCGAGGAUAUCGCAGAGAACGCGCUUCCCCAGACCACCGACACAAGCACGCACAUCAAGCCCGCAGAGAAGCACCAACAGAUCGGCGUGGACGCAGCGCGGAAGCUCUUGCGGGGCUUCGUUCAGGGGAUGGAGAGCAGCUCCAGAGCGAGCAUCCUGGUGGUUGACCUGAGCUUGCAUAGCGCAGAGCUUUGCAAAGCUGCGCUUCUGGAACACGCCUGCGGGCAAGGGCAGCUGCAGCUUCCGUGCUACUACAUUGGCUUUGCAGCCGACGAGGAAAAGCUGGAGUGGGCAAACCAUCACAUGGAGGAGUUCCUCGCAAACAGCUUCUUGGACCAAUCGCUUCCCUUGCCCAAGUCUGCCAGCAUUCCACCUGCGAAGCUGGAGUCGGGCUUGGGCGCGGCACCCGCAGCUUCAGCUGCUGACGGCCUGGCGUCUUUGAAGACGCCCGACCCCUUGCUGAUCAAGUACGACGAGAGCCCCUUCCGAACAGAGUUUUACGAGAUCUUGGCCGCUGCCCGUGAGGCGCUGCCGCUUGACCUUCCUGCAGAGAAAGGUGCAGCAGCACAAGCGAAGCGUGCCCUGAAGAUGACCGUCGAGGCUGCGGCAGCCCCGCUGCUGAAAAAGGGCAACAAGGAAGUGUGCGUGGUGAUCUCUCUGGGGUCUCGAAUCUGGCUGGUGAACCGGUCCGACUCGGAGCAGGCCUUUGAGGCUGGCACCGUGCUGGCCGGCUGGUACAAGGGGAAAUUCUGGCACCACCGAAACUCUGGAGAAGACCCCAAAACAAAGAAGGCCAAGAAAGAAGAGGGCCAGUCGAAUGAGCCAGGCGAAACUGACGUGCAGUUCAAGUUGAGCGAUGGCAACGACUUGGUCAGCUUCAACGGCAAAACCACGAACCUGGCAAGCUUGAUCCUGGAGAAGCGCAAGAGUGUGCCCGACAUUGGCAUUUCAUACCACAGCAUUGUCGACAAGCCCUUGCCUGGCCAGCCCGGGUUCUUUGGGUUGGAGACCAAGCACAGCAUCUACUUCCGGGCAGAGACCAUUCCCGUCAAGACUGAGGACAACCAGCAAACGCCCAAGAUUCCUUUGAAUCACUUGGGCGGGUGCAUCAAAGCCAGCGCAUGGGACACAGCCGCGACACACAUCGUGUGGGCAGUGAAGUGGAACGCAUCAGCACAGAAGGGUCUAUCGCCCGUCCGGCCAGUGGUCACCUUGAAGCAAACGGUGAGCUUGCCGGCGCAGUCAGCCGUGGAGCUCUCGCAGCAGAGCGCCAGCACGGUCACGGGGCCGUCCGCUGAAUCAGAGUAG
Messenger RNA from Effrenium voratum, 3387 nucleotides. The record is from the annotation of a GenBank genome assembly. Lineage: Eukaryota; Dinophyceae; Suessiales; Symbiodiniaceae.